Molecule: messenger RNA, 2048 nt
Organism: Pogonomyrmex barbatus (red harvester ant)
Lineage: Eukaryota; Metazoa; Arthropoda; Insecta; Hymenoptera; Formicidae
Gene: CCT1
Product: chaperonin containing TCP1 subunit 1
Biological process (GO): protein folding
Molecular function (GO): ATP-dependent protein folding chaperone; ATP binding; ATP hydrolysis activity
Source: RefSeq, a predicted model, not a curated record
AAAUGAAGUUGGGCGCUGACCGUCAUUAUAAUCAUUAUUAUUCGCAGUCUCGCGCGACUGUAUGCGGUUUAUCUUGACUCAUUUCUCCGGUUUUACAACAUCGUUGUUACGAAUAACGUGAUCUUGUGCUCGCUAAGCUAACAAUAAUUUUCUCGUAAUGUCGACGGUAGCAAGUCCUUUAGCUGUUGGAGGCAUCCGACAAUCAGGAGCACCAGUACGAACGCAAAAUGUUAUGGCUGCCUGUGCUAUUGCUAACAUAGUCAAAAGUUCUUUGGGUCCUGUAGGUUUGGAUAAAAUGCUGGUUGAUGAUAUUGGUGAUGUCACUGUUACUAAUGAUGGCGCGACUAUUUUACGUUUGUUGGAAGUUGAGCAUCCAGCUGCACGAGUUUUAGUUGAAUUAGCUCAGUUACAAGAUGAAGAAGUUGGAGAUGGUACUACUUCAGUAGUUAUAAUAGCAGCUGAGCUUUUAAAAAAUGCAGAUGAACUUGUAAAGCAAAAAAUACAUCCAACUUCAGUCAUUAGUGGCUAUAGACUCGCCUGCAAAGAAGCAUGCAAAUAUAUUCAGGAGCAUCUCACUGUCAGUGUGGAUGAACUUGGAAAGGAUUGUUUGGUUAAUGUUGCAAAAACAUCUAUGUCAAGCAAAAUUAUUGGAGCUGAUGCCAACUUUUUUGGCAACAUGGUAGUUGACGCUGCUAAUGCAAUAAAAAUCAGCGAUGGCAAAGGAGGCUUUUUGUAUCCUGUUAAAGCAGUUAAUGUUUUGAAGGCGCAUGGAAAAAGUGUUCGAGAAUCGGUUUUGAUUCAAGGAUAUGCUCUAAAUUGCACUGUGGCUUCUCAAGCAAUGCCGAAGAGGAUAGCAAAUGCGAAAAUUGCAUGUCUAGAUUUCUCAUUGCAGAAAGCAAAGAUGAAGUUGGGAGUCGAAGUACUUAUUACAGAUCCUGAGAAACUUGAAGCUGUCCGUCAACGUGAAGCAGAUAUCACCAAAGAACGUAUUCAAAAAAUUCUCGCUGCUGGAACUAAUGUCGUUCUUUUAUCUGGUGGCAUUGACGAUUUAUGUUUAAAGUAUUUCGUAGAAACUAAGACUAUGGCAGUACGCAGGUGUAAGAAAGCUGAUUUAAAGAGAAUUGCUAAAGCUACAGGUGCACAAUUUCUUACAUCACUUACCAAUAUGGAAGGAGAGGAAAGUUUUGACGCCAGCUUUUUGGGAGAAGCUGCUGAAGUAGUGCAAGAGAUAAUAUGUGAUGACGAGCUCAUUUUGAUUAAAGGACCCAAGGCACGUACAGCAAGUUCUAUUAUUUUACGUGGACCAAAUGAUUAUUACUGUGACGAAAUGGAACGCUCCAUACAUGAUGCAUUAUGCGUCGUUAAGAGAGUCUUAGAAAGCAAAAAUGUUGUCGCAGGAGGAGGUUGCGUGGAAGCUGCACUCUCCAUAUAUUUAGAAAACUUCGCAACAUCAUUGAGCUCCCGAGAACAAUUGGCUAUAGCAGAAUUUGCUCGAUCUUUAUUAAUUAUACCGAAAACAUUAGCCGUAAAUGCUGCACAAGAUGCAACCGAUCUUGUUGCCAAGCUCCGAGCUUACCAUAAUUCCAGUAUAACAAAACCAGAUCUUGUUGAUUUGAAAUGGGUGGGCCUUGAUUUACUCGUGGGAAAUAUACGAGAUAAUAAAAAAGCCGGUGUAUUAGAACCAGCUAUUUCAAAAAUUAAAUCUUUGAAAUUUGCUACUGAAGCAGCUAUAACUAUUCUUCGAAUCGAUGAUAUGAUUAAAUUAGAUCCUGAGCGUUCGAAAACUAAAUCUUAUCAGGAUGCUAUGGAAGCUGGUGAACUGGAGGAUUAAUAUCAAAACGCACUUAUAUAUUAUGUUAGAUGCAUUUAUACGAGAAAAAUAUAAGAUUUCUAAAUGUUCCACUACAUAUAUAAAUAUCAUGCGAUAUUUUAAUAAAGAUUUAAUAUUACAAUUUACUGCUCGUAUAUUGCAUGUAUAUCGUUCACGAUUUUUAAAUCUGCGUGUGCAGAAAAAUGCUAAAACAAAAUAAAAUUUUUUCGUAAUUUAA